GCUGCGUCGUUUGUCCUCCGACUCCGGGAAGAUUCUUUCUCCUCGGGUUUGGUUUACGAGUUUUUGAAGUGUCUUCGGGCCACAGCCGAGUAGGCGGUGCGGCGGAUCUGCUGUGGGCUAGGAAUGCGGUGCGCGAACCCAGCUGCCGUGUUAGCCUUCUGCGCCGGGUUGUGGGUAUCGAACUCGGCUCUGGCGCAGGGCCCCCAAUCUGCGGGGCGGCCGGGGGCUGGUUGUGAAGUGUGCACGGAAUUCUUGAGCAGAUUCUACAACUCCUUGAUAGCCAGAGGAGUUACUUUUUCCCUGGACACCAUAGAAAAAGAGUUGAUCAACUUUUGCUUAGAUGCCAAAGGAAAAGAAAACCGCUUGUGCUAUUAUCUAGGAGCUACAAAAGAUGCAGCCACCAAAAUCCUAAGUGAAGUCACUCGCCCCAUGAGUGUGCACGUACCAGUCAUGAAGAUUUGCGAGAAGCUGAAGAAGAUGGACAGCCAGAUCUGUGAGCUGAAAUAUGAAAAGCAACUGGACUUGGCUGCAGUGGAUCUUUGGAAGAUGAGAGUAGCAGAGCUGAAACAGAUCCUGAACGGCUGGGGGGAAGAAUGCAGGGCGUGUGCGGAGAAAACUGACUACGUGAACCUGAUCAAAGAACUGACCCCCAAAUAUGCAGCAAGGCAUCCCCAAACAGAUCUAUGACUUGGCUGCUGG
This is a messenger RNA of Octodon degus (degu), 699 nucleotides long. RefSeq names its product cerebral dopamine neurotrophic factor (gene Cdnf). The transcript has 4 exons. The coding region runs from base 124 to 687 and encodes 187 amino acids. Gene Ontology annotation, biological process: neuron projection development; dopaminergic neuron differentiation. Gene Ontology annotation, cellular component: endoplasmic reticulum. Lineage: Eukaryota; Metazoa; Chordata; Mammalia; Rodentia; Octodontidae. The record is from RefSeq and is a predicted model, not a curated record.